Molecule: messenger RNA, 1584 nt
Organism: Zea mays
Lineage: Eukaryota; Viridiplantae; Streptophyta; Magnoliopsida; Poales; Poaceae
Product: protein FAR1-RELATED SEQUENCE 5-like
Exons: 4
Coding region: 1-1542 (513 amino acids)
Source: RefSeq, a predicted model, not a curated record
AUGGCCCCACCGUCGCUGCCGCACCUUGAAUCGCCUCGAUGCUCCUCCCCUAAUUCCUUGGCGAUUGUUGUGGCUGGAGGUGCUGAUCCGAUAUUGCCGUCUCCGAUUGCGACAACGGGAGCGGGUGUACGCGGCGGAUCAGGUGAUCCCUUGCAUCACAAAACGUUGCUGACGCCACCGCCUUCAAUUCCACCUGGAUCGCUGAUCACUCCGGAUGCAGCCCAGCUAUUCCAUCCGGAUGCAAACAUACUUGAUGUGUUUGUGCCCAGGGUGCAGCAAACAUUUGAUACAAAAGAAGAAGCCUACCUCUUUUACCUUGACUAUGCAAAAUUGGCUGGUUUUAGUGUCAGGACAAAAAGGACUAGUAAAGAAACCAGACACUGGGUUUGCAACCGUGAGGGGUUUCUGAAGCCAGGUCAAGAGAAUGAGGAGCCUAUGACAAAUAAGACAUCGAUGAGAAUUGGUUGCCCUGCUUAUGUGAAGGUGAAGGAGGACAAGAAGCGCAAUAUUUGGUAUUUUCAUCAUGUUCAGGAAGCACACAAUCACAAACUUGAACCCUCACCAAGGAUGGUGAGAUAUAUGCAUUCUCAUAAGCAGAGGGAGGCAGCGUUGGAUGACCUGUUUGCAAUCAUGUCAAAGAGUGGUGUGCCAACACAGGCAGCAAUGAAUGUAAUGUCAAAAUUAUUUGGAGGCCGUCAAAACUGGCCGUUCACAGAGAAAGAUGUCCAUAACAAGAAAGCUGAGCAAGCAAGGGAGGAGAGGGAUGGUGACAUGGAUAAACUGUUCCAAUUUUUCAGGGAGUGCAAAGAACACAAUGAAUACUUUUACUGGGAUGUGGAUUUUGAACCAAAAACAAAUGUGCUUCGGAGCAUUUUUUGGUGUCAUGCAAGUCAGCGUGCAGAAUACAAGGAUUUUGGGGAUGUAGUCACAUUUGACACAACACACAAGACUAACAACAAGCAUAUGCCGUUGGCCAUGUUUGUGGGUUGCAGCAAUAAUUUGAAAAAUGUGUCCUUUGGCCAAGCACUUCUUCGGGAUGAAACAAUAGACACAUUCAGAUGGCUUUUUGAGACCUUUAAAAGUUGCAUGGGUGGUCAGCAACCUUUUGUGAUUCUUACAGAUGAAGAUGCAGCGAUGAAGGAAGCAAUAAGGAUUGUGUUUAACAAGACACAACACCGAAAUUGCCGAUGGCACAUAACCAGAACAUGGGAUUACGAACUCGAGGAGCUGUACAAAUUGCACAAUGAUAAUAAUCUAAAGGAGAAACUGCAGUCCCUGAUAAACUAUCCUCUGGGGCCCACACAAUUUGAGGUGGAGUGGAAUAAACUGGUGGAUGAAUGUGGCAUAAGAGAACACCCUGCAAUUGUUGCAUUGUGGCAAAAAAGGAAGAGAUGGAUAGCAACAUAUUUCAAAGGCAUGUACUGUGGGCGAAUGACUUCCACCCAAAGAUCUGAGAGCCAAAACAGGGUUUUGAAAGAUGGUUAUGUUAACAAUGUGACAAGCCUGCAUAUAUUUGCAAAGAGGGUGCUUGACUCGAUUUAGCACACAGACCACAUGGAUGCUGGGGAAUCACACUACUCAUAG